AUGGCGACCAUGGAGAAGGUCUUUGCGGCAUACAACGCACGCAAAGCCGCCCUCGAAACGACCUUCGAAACCAACCGCUUCGCACGAGGCAUAGCCUGGGUGGAAGGAGAGCUGGUCCCCCUCUCCGAGGCCCGCAUCCCUCUGAUCGACCAGGGCUUCAUGCACAGCGACCUGACCUACGACGUCCCGUCGGUCUGGGACGGCCGGUUCUUCCGUCUGGACGACCACCUCACGCGCCUCGAGACCAGCUGCACCAAGAUGCGUCUUCGGUUCCCCAUUCCACGCGACGAGAUCCGUCGGGUCCUCGUACAGAUGGUCGCCAAGUCCGGGAUUCGCGACGCGUUUGUCGAACUCAUCGUCACGCGAGGUCUCAAGGCCGUGCGAGAGGCCAAGCAGGGCGAAGUUCUCCAGAACAACCUGUAUCUCUUUCUCCAGCCGUACGUGUGGGUCAUGGAGCCCGAGAUGCAGCUCACGGGUGGGACUGCGAUCGUGGCCCGAACGGUGCGUCGAGUCCCGCCCGGCGCGAUCGACCCGACCAUCAAGAACCUGCAGUGGGGCGAUCUCGUGCGAGGGAUCUUUGAGGCACGCGACCGUGGCGCAGAUUAUCCGUUCCUGACGGACGGUGACAGCCAUUUCACCGAAGGAUCAGGGUUCAACGUCCUCUUCGUCAAGAACGGGGUCAUCUAUACGCCGGACCGGGGAUGUUUGGAAGGCGUGACGCGGAAGAGUGUCAUUGACGCGGCGAGGAUGCUCGGGAUCGAAGUCCGUGUCGAGAUCGUUCCUGUCUCUCUGGCGUACGAGGCGGAUGAGGUGUUCAUGUCGACCACGGCCGGAGGGAUCAUGCCCAUCACGCGGCUUGACGGAGAAGCUAUCAAUGGAGGCGAGUUAGGCCCUGUAACCAGCAAGAUCUGGGAUAAGUAUUGGGCCAUGCAUUAUGACGACACGUAUAGUUUCAGGAUUGAUUAUGAAAAGGGGAUGCAGGCCGAGGCUGUGAAUGGAUUUGCGAACGGGCAUUGA
Messenger RNA from Exophiala spinifera, 1017 nucleotides. RefSeq lists its product as uncharacterized. The transcript has a single exon. The coding region runs from base 1 to 1017 and encodes 338 amino acids. Gene Ontology annotation, biological process: carboxylic acid metabolic process. NCBI's taxonomy places the organism in Eukaryota, Fungi, Ascomycota, Eurotiomycetes, Chaetothyriales, Herpotrichiellaceae. The record is from RefSeq and is a predicted model, not a curated record. Gene Ontology annotation, molecular function: catalytic activity.